Molecule: messenger RNA, 727 nt
Organism: Sinocyclocheilus rhinocerous
Lineage: Eukaryota; Metazoa; Chordata; Actinopteri; Cypriniformes; Cyprinidae
Product: ragulator complex protein LAMTOR3
Exons: 7
Coding region: 161-541 (126 amino acids)
Biological process (GO): positive regulation of TOR signaling; cellular response to amino acid stimulus
Cellular component (GO): Ragulator complex
Source: RefSeq, a predicted model, not a curated record
UGCACGGACUCUCCUUGGACGUGACGUUUGAACGGAUAUUACGUACCCGGAAAGGCUUGUGUUUUGUGUCAUGUGAUGAUCGCACAUAAACAAGUGAGGAACUUUUUAUAAAACCGGGUUAAAUUGAAGGGUGCAGCAGGCGAUCUACAUAGUCAAUCUAAUGAAUAUGGCAGAUAAUCUGAGGAGUUAUUUGUAUAAACAACUGCCAAGUGUUGAAGGACUCCAUGCAAUAGUAGUGACGGAUAGAGAUGGAGUCCCUGUAAUCAAAGUUGCCAAUGACAAUGCUCCUGAAUAUGCAUUGCGGCCAGCGUUCCUGUCCACCUUUGCUUUGGCAACUGACCAGGGCAGCAAGCUGGGCUUGUCCAAAAAUAAAAGCAUAAUUUGUUACUACAACACAUACCAGAUUGUACAAUUUAAUCGAUUACCCUUAGUCAUAAGUUUUAUCGCAAGUAGUAAUGCUAACACAGGUUUGAUCUUUAGUCUUGAGAAGGAACUAGUUCCUCUGAUUGAAGAACUAAGGCAGGUGGUGGAAGUAGCUUAGCAGUUAUUCAUCUCAGCACCUUCAGACAUUUGGAUGAGGAUAAGAGAGUCGGAUGUCUUGAUGCCUCUAUGUGUUCUAGUUCAUACACACACAUAUGUACAUACAUAAUGUUGGAUGGUCUUGAUGCUGUAUGUCUUUUAUGAAUGUAACCUGCUUUGGUUUACAAAAAUAAAUUUUAUUUAUUGA